UAAAAGCUAGGAAAACGCCGUGUGUGACGCUUGGGUUUCAGAAUGUGCCGGUGUGGAGAGUUAACGAAAGUGUCCUCCCCCGUGACUUUAAACUCGCCCGGAUAUCAUUGAGUCACGCAUAAUGUGCGUCCCCCCCUUGUGGCACCCUCUCUGAUUGUGAUUCAUUUGUACAUUUGAAUAACGUGCUCGGCAGGACUGCGUGCUGAGGUUAGGGGAACAAGACGCGCGAGGACAACACAAAAGACGGCCUGGGGCCCGCCACGACAGCACGGGAAACAUCAACCACGGGCUGCUAGGGAGAAAGCAUGUGCUUGUUUUCCCGUAGUGUUUGCCGUUUGGAUGCUUUACAUUUCCUACAACUGUUUCACAGCUGAAUAGAGGCGGCCGGGAGUGUUUAAAGUACCCGCAGGACGCCACAGUCCCCGCAGCCCCGAGCUAGUGAAAGGGAGAACAACGCUUCCCAGUGAUUGACACUGACCCUCAGGAAAUUGACUGGGAGGAAUCGAUUUCUAACAGCCGUGGAAAUUGGGACGCGGCGGUAUAUUACCGGACUGACGACGCCCCUCUCCAUCCUCCAGCAGCCGGUCCCGACCACGUGGGCAGAGGGUGGCUACUACUACUACAGUCUCCUGGGAACGUGAAUCUGUUUAGGGCUUGUCUCCGUAAAUCAGACUAUCCCCUGGGAACGAGAACGUAAGGGAGGGUCGGCGGCUUAUAACGUGACAGCUGCUUAUUUGCCCCCAUUGUGUAUCUGCCCAACCUCCUUGAUCUGUCUAACAGCGCAGUGGGCUUACCUCAAAAAUCGUUAGAGUGACGGACCUGUAUUAUCUUCAGACCGUUAGAGAGGACUUUCAGGAAAAACUAGAUAAGAACAGGCCCCUUUCGUCAGCCCGCCUGGAUCAAAAAGGACUUGGAGACCAACACUUCCCGCCGAGAUCGAAGCCCGAUCGAUUUGUGACAGACGAGCUACAAGCCCUUUAUGAAAAACCUAAUCAACCAGUGAUUUAGUCUUCGCAAUGGAGGAUAUGGCAGGGCGACGUGUAUUGAUGUGCGUGUGCUUUCUGGCUAUGGUCGCGGGAGCCCUUUCGUGUCCGGAACUGUGUUUCUGCCUUCCAGGGGACAAGACCGUCUUGUGCGACAGUAAGGGGCUCACCUCCCUCCCCAACGGUAUUCCGGAGUCAGUCACCCUCCUGCGAGUCACCAACAACAACCUCACCGUCCUGGAUCCCGACGUCGUCCGAAGACUGCCGAACCUACUGGCCUUCUACGUCGACGAUAACCAAAUAAGGCAACUACCGAAUCUACUUCCCGGUGCAGCCAACCUGAACACGUUGUCCAUUCGUGGGAACUACAUCUCUUCCAUUCCGCCAGCGUUUCUGAACGAGUCUAUCACCCUGAACCGACUGUACUUGUCGGGAAACCAGCUCUCCCGAGUUCCCAUUGACGCCUUGCGGGCUGUAAGAGAGACCCUGACGAUCUUAGACCUCAGCGACAACCCAGUAGUAGUCAAACCUGGAGACUUUUCUAUUCUCAUCAACUUGAAGUUUCUAAAACUCGCCGGCGUUUCUCAAACGUUCCUCCCAGAGGGAACACUAAACGGCCUGGAGGCUUUGACGUAUUUGGACAUUUCCAUGCCAAAUCUUCGCUCCAUUCCCAAAACAGAGCUAGCCGGCUUGCGCGUCCUUCAGGAACUGGUGGCGGAGCGGACGUCCAUAUCGGCGCUGAGUGACGGGUCGUUCCCGCGUCUUCCAACAGUCCGCCGUCUCAAAAUGGACAACUCAGUCAAACUUCGCGCGCUCAACGACAGGGCGCUCUCUGGCCUCGUCAAUGUCGAAACUGUCACGUUCCGAAACUCGCCGUUGUUGUCCUUUAUCGAGGAGGGCGCGUUCUCGGGCCUGGCAGCGGUGCGUGAACUUGACCUGAGGUCAUGCGGACUCAUGGCGCUGCAGGACCGCACGUUCCUGCCCGUGGCCAGGACUCUAGAAGUCCUGUACCUGGGCAGAAACCCGUUCUCCUGCGACUGUCGUAUGAAGUGGUUCGGGCGGUGGUUGCAGCAGGCGGUGGCCACCUACGCUCUCGACUCGGAAGAGAUCGUCUGCGAGCGCGCCAGCUACCCGGAAGCGUUGAACAGCACCGUGCUGAACAUCCCCAUCUCCAACUUCUCCUGCGUCGUGCCAACAGUUGUCGACUUGACCCCGACCACGACGGUCCUCACCGGCGACUCCAUGGAACUGGUCUGCCGGGCAGACGGCUUGCCUGACCCGGUGCUGGUCUGGAACACUCCGCAAGGCAGCUUUAACGCAACCUCCUUCAACCUGACCGCCACCGGUGUGGCCGCGACUCUGUACCUGGGCGACAUCUCGCCCGACAAUGACGGGAACUACACAUGUAUAGCUCGGAGCGACCAGGGCAAGUCCCAAAACUCCAUGACACUAACUGUCCUACCACAACAAAUCGUAGGCGGCGCUCCUUCCAAUUCUAUUGUUGCAGUAGCGACGUUGUACUGUGCAGUGAUUUUGGCCAUUUUAGUCAUGUAAUAUUCAACGUGGGCAGCUGUUACCUACAUUGACCUAUUCAUUCCCGACCGUCAAUCAUAAAAUAUGCAUGUACGUAAUACACCUUGGUGUAAAAAUGUGAACUGUAAUCCCCAGGGUUCAUAGGGUGCCGGCAGAGUGACAUCAAUCACAAUAGACCGCACAUGUUACUAGAAAAAAUCUCUCUGUACAGAUUUUUAAAAGAAAAAAUCGUAAUGGAGGUAUAUUUGAUUUUGAACACAUAUUUACUGUAUAUGAACUCAUAGCUGUUUGUGGUGAAUGUGAAAUUAGGCUCGGAUGUGAGUCUGGCCCAUUGUUGAUGUCCGUGCAAUUGUGUGGAAAGUAGAUGGCACAGCAGCCAGUAGAAGGUACGCUGGGUACUAGACUAUUUUGUACCGGCUUAGCUCUAACGCUCAUGGAAACAUUCCGGUUGGGAUGACUGACUAGUGCGGCCCUUCUACCUCCUGGAAAUGUUUCUAACAAGAAAAAGAGAUUUCAAUUUUUCUCGUUUUUACGGAAAAAACAAACUUGGAAGGGAAACCAUAGGAUGGCCAAACCAAGGAGGUCCGUAUUCUAAACCUCUUCGUCCGAACAAAAAUCAAAGCAAUAGAUCUUGUGAUUUUUUGUCACGCGAUAUUUGACAAGAUCUCUCAUUUCCUUCCAUCUGAUACGGCUCCAUUGGGUAAAAUGGGUAAAAACAGCCAUCCUUGAAUAUCUGUCAAAACCUUGCUGUUAAAAACAUGGUUUCUUGAUAGCUGUGUAUAUGUAUGUACCAUGCAGUGAAUGAAAGGACUUAGGUGCAGUCAUAGUUAAACUUUCCACAGUGAGAUUUUUGGACCAUCAACAGGAAAUAUACAUUGUAUAAAUCGUGAUAAAAUACAGAAAUUUGACAUACUUAGUAUCGUCUGACAACAAUGCGUUCUGUCAUACACGUAAAUAAAACAAAUUAAUGUGUACCUGAAUGCACCUGCUCCUAGAGCUACAGUCAUUAAGCACAGAACGUAGAAGUACCGAAUUUGUAGUGUAGAUCUGCUAAUUUUGGACAGUGUUGUAAAUUGAAACCAGUUUUGUAUUUUAUGGAUGCUGCUGUUAGUUUCUCAGCACGCCACCCUUGCCAUUACAGUUGAAACCAUUACACGUCAGUCAGGAAUGUCAAAGAUUCAUGUCAAUCAUAUAUGGGUUGAACCAUCUAAAAUAUGUGCGACAAAAGGGGAAGUAUUCCUAUGUUAGCUCACAGACAGCCUUUAAAUGGCGACUAUUGUGAGAGGUUACCAUGAUGUUUAAUAAAUGCCAGUAUUAUUUCGGUACCUUACAAAUAAAGAAUGAUGUAAGAUGACUAUGA
Branchiostoma floridae (Florida lancelet) is the source of this 3876-nucleotide messenger RNA. RefSeq names its product leucine-rich repeat and immunoglobulin-like domain-containing nogo receptor-interacting protein 3. The record is from RefSeq and is a predicted model, not a curated record. The transcript has 2 exons. NCBI's taxonomy places the organism in Eukaryota, Metazoa, Chordata, Leptocardii, Amphioxiformes, Branchiostomatidae. Gene Ontology annotation, molecular function: protein binding. The coding region runs from base 1017 to 2537 and encodes 506 amino acids. Gene Ontology annotation, cellular component: extracellular matrix.